Messenger RNA from Corapipo altera (White-ruffed manakin), 1770 nucleotides. It is a transcript of the gene SDR39U1, whose product is annotated as short chain dehydrogenase/reductase family 39U member 1. Lineage: Eukaryota; Metazoa; Chordata; Aves; Passeriformes; Pipridae. The record is from RefSeq and is a predicted model, not a curated record. Bases 34 to 936 code for a protein of 300 amino acids. The transcript is spliced from 6 exons.
AAGGGCGCAUGCGCCGUUGGUGCUGCCAGGCGCAUGCGCCGCUCAGCCAUGCGGGUGGUGGUCGGUGGAGGGACUGGCUUCGUGGGCAGAGCCCUGACCCAGCUGCUGCGGAGCCGCGGGCACCAAGUGACCCACGUGUCUCGACAGGGGGGCAAGGAUCGGAUCAGCUGGGAAGAGUUGUCCCGCACUGGACUGCCCCUGUGCGAUGCCGUGGUCAACUUGGCUGGCGAAAAUGUGCUCAACCCUUUCCGCAGAUGGGGUGAUACCUUCUGCAGGGAAGUCAUCAGCAGCCGGGUUGAGACCACAAAGACCUUGGCCAAAGCCAUUGUUGAUGCUGAACAGCCACCCCGUGCUUGGGUCCUCGUCACUGGCGUAGGCUAUUACUGCCCCAGUCCCACAGCUGAGUAUACUGAAGACAGUCCUGGAGGGAAUUUUGACUUCUUCUCACGCCUGGUGAGCUCCUGGGAGGCUGCAGCUCUCAUCCCUGGGAGCCCAGCUCGUGGAGUUGUGGUGAGAUCAGGUGUAGUGCUGGGUCGAGGUGGUGGUGCAAUCUCUCAAAUGCUUUGGCCUUUCCGUCUGGGACUUGGAGGCCCCUUGGGCUCUGGGCUCCAGCCCUUCCCAUGGAUCCAUAUUCGGGACCUGGCUGGGAUCGUGUGUCACGCCCUGGAGAGUGAGUGCCUGCAAGGUGUCCUCAAUGGUGUUGCCCCGUCCUCUUCUGCCACCUCCAACGGCACCUUUGCUCGGGAGUUUGCUGCAGCCCUGGGGCGCCCAGCCCUGCUGCCAGUGCCUGCCUGGGCUGUGCGGGCUGUCUUUGGGGCAGAGCGGGCUGUCAUGCUGCUGGAGGGACAGAGGGUGCUGCCGAAACGCACCCUGGAGAGUGGCUACUGCUUCAUCUUCCCUGACCUGGCUGGAGCUCUGAAGGAGAUUGUAGCUUGAGGCCUCCUGGGCUGGGCUGGGCCGGGCCCUGUUUUUGUGAGCUCACAUGCACUCGCCUGGGUGAAAGUGGGGAGCCCUGCCCCUUGACACUUCCCCAUCCCCAUCCAGAGAGAGUGAGCGAUCUUUUCCCCAUCUGUCUCCCUGUGUGCACCCCCAGUUUGAGUCAUCCCUCUUACUGCCAUCUGCAAUCUCUGUGUUAGCUGCACUGCAUUUGGGGAAGGGCACAAGCCCCUCAAAGGAUUGUGGCUGUGGAAUUGCACAUCUUUCUUUUUCCACAAUGUGCAUGUGAACUGCUGGCAAAGUAGCCGGGGGUGUAAUGUCUUCUUCCCUGAGAAGUGGGUGGCAGCAGGAAACUGGUUGUAGUUAUUAGCUGUUGUAAUUCUUCCGUGGUACUGGAAGUUUUUCCCCAUCUUUCCUUCAUGAUGACAUAGAAACCUACUUACGCUGUUCUGCUUUGCCUUUCUCAAUCUCAGUGGUUGUGCUGGUUUAAAGGUAAACUGUCAGGGGAAAUGAACCCAACUCAAAAGAGAUUGUAAGUCAGAGUAACAAUUUAAUAAAAAUAAUACAAUAAAUACAAUUAUACAGACAAACAAUUGGUUUUAGCCCACAAAAACCCAGAUGUAUAACCCAGCACCCUGGGGCACGAAGAGAAUGUUGUUUGUUGGCUCCCAUGCUGAGCUCCAUGUGAUCCCCUGAGUCCAAAAGUAAAAGGAGAGUAGAAAAACGUGUUGGUGCGAGUGAUGGUCGCAGUCUGGUUGAGAGUGGUGGUCACAGUCCGGUCGAGGUUCUGGUCCUUCUCUGGAUCCUAUGGGUGGUACCAGAAGUCCCAAGACC